AUGGCUGCUUCCCGAUUACCCCCAGCGACGCUAACGCUGAAGCAGUUCAUGAGAAGGCAACAAGUUCUUCUCCUCUAUAGAAGAAUUUUGCAAGCAAUUCGGAAAGUUCCAAAUGAUUCUGAUCGCAGAUACUUAAGGGAUUGGGCAAAGGAAGAAUUCAAAAGAAACAAAAAUGCCACUGAGGAGGAUACGAUCCGGAUGAUAACUCAAGGCAAUCUGCAGCUCAAAGAGUUAGAGCAAACACUUGCUUUAGCAAAAUCCUAG
Suncus etruscus (white-toothed pygmy shrew) is the source of this 264-nucleotide messenger RNA. RefSeq names its product LYR motif-containing protein 2-like. The record is from RefSeq and is a predicted model, not a curated record. The transcript has a single exon. The coding region runs from base 1 to 264 and encodes 87 amino acids. Gene Ontology annotation, cellular component: mitochondrion. NCBI's taxonomy places the organism in Eukaryota, Metazoa, Chordata, Mammalia, Eulipotyphla, Soricidae.